CGAUGAAGUCUGGCGGACCCACUUGAGUCGUCGCAAUAGUAUCCGACUGAGCUAAAAUGGCCUACCUCGAGGUAUGGAUCGGAAGCACAUCCCCGAGGCUCGGCUCUCUUCAGACGUGUGGUUUAGACCUCAGUCACUCCUGAUAAAACUCCGUAUGGUGCACUGGGCGGACUUGGAUCGUUGGCGGUGAGGGAUGGAAGGCCUUGUGUGACAUGAGCGGGGCCUCCUUGCGUCACAGACAGGCUUGCGGGGGAUAUAAUAUCUUACAUUCCCACUUCAUCGCUGGCCUCGCAACGGAAAAUGGCAAGGUGGAAAUCUCUCUCCUGUGGUCCUUGAUCGUUAUGAGUACUCUCUCGCCCGAACAGCGACAGGCGCUCCUCGAUGGGCCCGCUGGCACUCCUCCUCCCGGGCAAGCUUCCAAUCUGAUCGAACCUCCAAACCUGCUUGUAGCGGGACGCACUGUCCUAUUCCUUUUCUGGACUCUGGCCUCUGUCUCGGUUGCCAUUCGUAUAUACACCAAGGUCUUCCUGCUGGGUCUAAUGAGGCUGUCUGACUAUACGAUCCUACUGGCCUGGGCCUUGUUUAUGGGGUAUUUUGGUCCCGCUUGGGCGCUGAGUGCUGCGGCUCCCGGUGUCGACCAGUGGAAUCUUCGCUUGAAGGACUUCAUCGCGAUGCUCUACUAUUUCCAUGUCAAUUCCAUCCUGUAUGGAAUAUGUAUUUUCUUCAUCAAGCUCUCGAUAUUCCUUCAGCUUCUGGAGAUUUUCGGACAGACGCGAGACUACGUCUACUGGAGCUGCCACAUCUGCAUAUGGGCCAACUUUCUCUUCUAUUUCAUCAGCACCUUUGUCGAAAUCUUUUCCUGUCAUCCGAUGUCAAAGGCCUGGGAUGUACUGAUUACCGAGGGAUCGUGCCUGAACAUGGACUUGUUGAAUGUUAUUGCGGGUGCUGUCAACUCCGUAUCGGACUUGACCAUUGUGAUCCUACCACAGACCCGCAUUUGGCAGUUACAUGUGGCCCUCGACAGACGGAUCGCCGUUGGAACCGUGUUUCUAUUCGGUGUGACGGCUUGUGUUGCAUCCGUCGUAAGAGUGGUGCAUACCGUUCUCCUUCUCGAUGCAACCAACAACACUUCCUAUUUCAGCUACCUGGCCGGUAUGUGGACUCUACCCGAGCUCGCAUGUGGGAUCAUUGCCGGCUGUCUGCCGUCAAUGCCAAAGUUCUUCCGGAGCGUGUGGCAGAGCUCCACCGUAGCGAAAUGGAGGCAUUGGCUGCGGCGAUUGUUAUCAAUUAGGACACGAAGCCAACAAGCCAAGGAUUUAGAGGCUCCUGCUCGUCUAGUACAUCCCAAGGGUCACUGGGUGAGUCCGGAACCAUAUCCGCUGACAUCAAUUGGGAGUCGAGCCUCGACGGCGCAAGAUUCAACAUCCUCGACAGUGAAUGGUCCCGAUUGCGUUUAAUACCAGUUACUUGGCACUACAGCCCAGAUGGAU
Molecule: messenger RNA, 1490 nt
Organism: Aspergillus ibericus CBS 121593
Lineage: Eukaryota; Fungi; Ascomycota; Eurotiomycetes; Eurotiales; Aspergillaceae
Exons: 5
Coding region: 213-1457 (414 amino acids)
Source: RefSeq, a predicted model, not a curated record